Molecule: messenger RNA, 651 nt
Organism: Peniophora sp. CBMAI 1063
Lineage: Eukaryota; Fungi; Basidiomycota; Agaricomycetes; Russulales; Peniophoraceae
Source: the annotation of a GenBank genome assembly
AUGAGCAAGGAACUUCUCCAGGCUAUCCUCUUGGACCCCACAUACCAUGAUUACUUGUCUAUCCUCAAGGGCGCACGCAAUGGCUUUGUCUAUGGCGUCAAGGUUCGCUUCCCCCACGCGCUCUUGAUGGCUUUCCUCUUUGGCAAAGGAAGCUGGGCCGUCCGCUUGCGUUCUGUGCUUAAACAAACAUGGACACACGCGACCGGCCUUACAAAAUACGUGAUCGUUUACAAGACCCUCGUCGUCCUGCUGAAGAAGAUGAACGGUGGAAGGAAUCAGCGUUUCGACACGUUCUUCUCCGGCUUGGUUGCGGGGUACUUCACCUUAGGUGAACGCACUACGAUCAACGAACACAUCUUGUUGCAUGGACUCGGACGUGUGGUCGUUGCCGUGAUGCCCCGUGCGCCAACACCCAGAACUCCGCCGAGCAGUCCUAUCUCCCCGAAUGCGCCUCCUCUCGUGCGGCCGCUGCCACCAAAUGCGCAAUGGUUCGCCGCCUUCACGGCCGUGACAUCGGGCCUAUUGAUGUGGUUGUUCGAGCAACACGGAGAACGCGUGCAGCCAGGACUGUUCAGCAGCUUCACCUAUCUAUACCGCGACUCGAAUCACUGGGAUUCCUUUCGGACCUUCAUGCUUCAAAACCGCCCUUGA